Polychytrium aggregatum is the source of this 573-nucleotide messenger RNA. Its product is annotated as HSF-type DNA-binding-domain-containing protein. The transcript has 2 exons. The coding region runs from base 1 to 573 and encodes 190 amino acids. The record is from RefSeq and is a predicted model, not a curated record. Gene Ontology annotation, molecular function: DNA-binding transcription factor activity; sequence-specific DNA binding. NCBI's taxonomy places the organism in Eukaryota, Fungi, Chytridiomycota, Chytridiomycetes, Polychytriales. Gene Ontology annotation, biological process: regulation of DNA-templated transcription.
AUGGUGAUCGACAAGAUGUACCAGCACCUGAUAAGCUGGAACUAUUCUGGGUCAUCCUUUGUUGUCUGCAAUGUUCUGGAGUUCUCGCGAGAUGUGCUUCCCAAGCACUUCAAGCAUAACAACUUUUCGAGCUUCGUGCGCCAGCUCAACAUGUAUGGCUUCCACAAAGUAAACAAGUCCCCACGGGGUAGUCGUGCCCUUGCCGAGAACCAAGUGUGGGAGUUCUCGCAUCCAAAAUUUCUGCGGGACCGACCCGAUCUCCUCGACGAAAUCAAGCGAAAGACGAUCGAGUCCGAGACCUUGAGACGUGAGACUGGCGACAUCCAAGCGCAGAUGCAAAUGAUGCAGGUGCAGCAGUCCGAUAUGAUCCAGCAGCUGCAGCACAUGCAGGAUGCCUUCAGCCAGGUUCUUCGUGAACUGGCCGACUCGCGCCGAAAGCAGGUCGUCCACCAGCAGAUCAUGAAGAGCAUGAUGGACUACAUCAAGCAGAGCACCCCGCCCACACGUGAGUUGCUGCACCCUUUGCCCGCCUGGCUCGCUCUCGUUCUGCUGCCCUGCGCUGCCGGUUCAUAG